GAUUUUUUCUUGAAGUAUUUUUCAUUGUUUACGUUUAAUUCUGUAUGAGUUUAAAUUAAAAUGCUUGUUCAUAUUUUAGGAGGUAAAAAUAAUUUGGAAUGUUCCUAUAGAGAUUCAAAAAUACACUCCCUUCCUUGUAAAAUACAUGCCGACUGUGAUGCUCCUGUUUCUAAGUAUUUUGAACCUUAUGUUACAUCGCAAGAAGAUGGUAUAUUAAAGGCAUCAUUUCGAGGAUUUCCACUAUUAGGUAUGAAAAUUAACUUUCCUGAACAUUACAAAGGAAUAAUUUUGCAUGAAAGUAUAAGACCAGAAACUGAGGAUGAAGAACGGAGGUUUUAUGUAGUAAAUAAUUUUAAUUCAAUAACUUAUUGGAAUUGGGAUAAGAGCCCAACUAAAAAUGAUCUUUUUGUACAAGCUCUUGACUGGCUAGACAUUGCUGAAGCUCUGCACUCUCCAAUCAUGGAAUGAAGAGAACAUGUGAAGUGCUACAGCAUACAAAACGUUGAAUUCAAACUGACUGUUUGUUGUAUUCAAAUGCAUUAUUUUCUUAAUAAAAACUUGUGAUCAUUCACCUAUGUACACACAAAUAUAAUUAUUCUAGUGUAACUAGAAAUUUCAUGAAUAAGAUACUAGUUAGUGGCA
Messenger RNA from Agrilus planipennis (emerald ash borer), 642 nucleotides. RefSeq names its product ribonuclease H2 subunit C. Bases 61 to 468 code for a protein of 135 amino acids. The transcript has 3 exons. Gene Ontology annotation, cellular component: ribonuclease H2 complex. NCBI's taxonomy places the organism in Eukaryota, Metazoa, Arthropoda, Insecta, Coleoptera, Buprestidae. The record is from RefSeq and is a predicted model, not a curated record. Gene Ontology annotation, biological process: RNA catabolic process.